Molecule: messenger RNA, 2341 nt
Organism: Myotis davidii
Lineage: Eukaryota; Metazoa; Chordata; Mammalia; Chiroptera; Vespertilionidae
Gene: CENPB
Product: centromere protein B
Exons: 3
Coding region: 1-1527 (508 amino acids)
Cellular component (GO): chromosome, centromeric region; nucleus
Molecular function (GO): DNA binding; chromatin binding
Source: RefSeq, a predicted model, not a curated record
AUGCUCAACCAGUUGGGUUCUACUCUGGCCAAGCGGCGGCAGCUGACGUUCCGGGAGAAGUCGCGGCUCAUCCAGGAGGUGGAGGAGAACCCGGACCUGCGCAAGGGCGAGAUCGCGCGGCGCUUCAACAUCCCGCCGUCCACGCUGAGCACCAUCCUGAAGAACAAGCGCGCCAUCCUGGCGUCGGAGCGCAAGUACGGGGUGGCCUCCACCUGCCGCAAGACCAACAAGCUGUCUCCGUACGACAAGCUCGAGGGGCUGCUCAUCGCCUGGUUCCAACAGAUCCGCGCUGCCGGCCUGCCCGUGAAGGGCAUCAUUCUCAAGGAGAAGGCUCUGCGGAUCGCGGAGGAGCUGGGCAUGGAUGACUUCACUGCCUCCAACGGCUGGCUGGACCGCUUCCGCCGCACGGACGCCAACGCCGACGGCAGCGAGAAGCUGCCCCCGCUGGUGGCGGGCAAGUCAGCCAAGCCCCGUGCUGGCCAAGCCGGCCUGCCCUGCGACUACACCGCCAACUCCAAGGGUGGUGUGACCACCCAGGCCCUGGCCAAGUACCUGAAGGCCCUGGACACCCGCAUGGCCGCAGAGUCUCGCCGAGUCCUGCUACUUGCUGGCCGCCUGGCUGCCCAGUCCGUGGAUACCUCAGGCCUCCGGCAUGUGCAGCUCGCCUUCUUCCCGCCGGGCACCGUGCAGCCACUGGAGCGGGGAGUUGUCCAACAGGUGAAGGGCCACUACCGCCAGGCUAUGCUGCUCAAGGCCAUGGCUGCGCUAGAGGGCCAAGAUCGUUCAGGCCUGCAGCUGGGCCUCAUGGAGGCCCUGCACUUCGUGGCUGCAGCUUGGCAGGCAGUGGAGCCUUCUGACAUAGCCGCCUGCUUUCGUGAGGCUGGCUUCGGGGGUGGCCCAAAUGCUACCAUCACCACUGCCCUCAAGAGCGAGGGAGAGGAAGAGGAGGAGGAGGAAGAAGAAGAGGAAGAGGAGGGAGAAGGGGAAGAGGAGGAGGCAGAGGAGGAGGAGGAGGAAGGGGAGGAAGAGGAGGAAGGGGGGGAAGGAGAGGAGUUGGGGGAGGAAGAGGAGGUGGAAGAGGAGGCUGAUGUUGAUGACAGUGAGGAAGAGGAAGAGGAGGAGGAGGAGGAGGAGGAGAGCUCCUCUGAGGGCUUGGAGGCAGAGGACUGGGCCCAGGGUGUAAUGGAGGCCGGUGGCAGCUUCGGAGGCUAUGGUGCCCAGGAGGAGGCCCAGUACCCUACCCUCCAUUUCCUGGAAGGUGAGGCAGACUCUGAGUCGGACAGUGAGGAAGAGGAGGACGACGAUGAAGACGAUGACGAUGAAGAUGAGGAUGGUGAUGAGGUGCCUGUGCCUAGCUUUGGGGAGGCCAUGGCCUACUUCGCGAUGGUAAAGAGGUACCUGACCUCCUUCCCCAUCGAUGAUCGUGUGCAGAGCCACAUCCUCCACUUGGAACACGAUCUGGUCCAUGUGACCAGGAAGAACCAUGCCAGGCAGGCAGGCGCUCGGGGUCUUGGACAUCAAAGCUGAGCCACUGGGCCUCGCCAUGCCCUCAACCCAGAUGUGGCAGCACCAGCCCAGGGCAAAAGGACUCUUUGGGCAGCUGCUGUGGAUGGAGCCCCAGAUGCUACCAUCACUUUAGCGAUGUUCCCCAGGCCCUGAGAACAGGCCCAGUCACCUUGGUAGGGCCCAGGGUUGGGGUCAGCCUCACUGCCUGCUUAUUGCCUCUUUCUCAGAGUCCUCUUUCCUCCCCAUUUGCCCCUGAACUUGGGGGACCAGGUGGGGAGCUGUCCGGUGCUACCACACCAUGCCAUCAGUGGACUAGGCCACAGCAGCCACCAGGGAUGGGCCCUGGAGGCUCCCGGCCAGACAGUGCCUCUCCCCUCUGCCGUCCACACCAGGUCUUUGGUGGGGGGGACCCCAAAGCCAUUCUGGGAAGGGCUUCAGAGGAAGGUCCAGCCUAGGCCCCUAUGAGGCUGGCAGCCCCCCAUCCCUGCCCCCAGACCGCCUCAAGAAGCACAGUCUAACCACAGGCUCCUAAGCCUGCUUCCGCCUGCUUUCCCACCUCCCCAAUCCCUUUCUCUGGCCCAGCCCAUGUUACUUUGGCCCUCAGUUUUCUUAACAGAUUGGAGGUUCCCAAGAGGCCCUCCAGGGGAGUGAAAAUGGGCAUUUCCCUUGUGGGCAGCUGCAGGCCCCAUGCCUCUCCUUCCUCCUGGCAGGGUCCUAUCUUGGCAGGGGGCCUGGGUCUGGGCCCAGAGUCCAGUUGUCCAGCUGCUCCUUUCCCAGUAUGAAUUCAAUAAAUCCAUCCACUCCCUUUUUGUGGGGUGAAUGUUUUAACAGCCAA